UGGGGGGCGAUAAAGACUACGUCAGACAACGCGGUCACUCGACUCCACGAAGCUCCUUGUUUGUGUCGUAGUGAAUGUUGUAUUAUUAACGUCUUUCACCCUCACGACUGUCUGUCGAGCUGUGGACUUCUAGAUGAGGCCGUCAUGUCGGACAGACACCGGGCGCUGCCGUCGUGGAUGUCGAACGAGGACAAAGUGAAGGAGAAGAAGGAGCCGCUGCCGCAGAGGAGCAAACGGACAUGUGCCCGAUCAGUUUUCUACUGCAUGAACGAGAAGGAGCUGGUGGAAGCUGCUGUGUCGUAUCUUACCGACGGUGCCUGCGGCGACCGUGUGGCUCUGCGGACCGGCCACAAGGUGAGUGAAAAGGCCGAAGACAUCACUGUGAAGACGAGGAUGAAACCUGCCUCCUCCAAGACGGAAGCAAAGUCAGUGACAGAGGAGUCCUCGGACUGCGGCGACGCCCAGGAGACGACGUACAUUUCAGAAACAGACUUGGACACAACUGAGGUGGAAACUGUGCCACACGCAGAGAGCCGACCGCGCCGGGCACCUGAGGGUCAGAUGUCAGGACCAGUUCAGGAUCCAGCUAAACCGGAGCCCGGAAAACGAGAGGAGCCCCCACAGACAUCGGCAGAUGUAGCAGAGGAGGACGAUGACUUGAGGCUUGUGCGGGAAAUAUUUUUUACCUGAUAAUGAACUUAAAUGCCAUUGAGAUGUCUUCACUUGCAACUAGGAAACAAAUCCCCUCUCACUGGGGAAUGUUACCAUAAUUACAAUUUCACAGGACAGUCCAGUCAGUACUUCCUCCGCAGAGCUGCAAACUGGAGCAUUUAAUCAAUGUUGCUGAGAUGUAAAAUGUCGCACAGUGAAAGUAAACACUGAUACCAGUCGUCAACACUUCAAACACAUCAAAAGUUGUCAAUGCCGUGUCACUGUUAAUAAAGCUGCUACAUUUUUUUUACAUUAAACUUU
Scophthalmus maximus (turbot) is the source of this 972-nucleotide messenger RNA. RefSeq lists its product as uncharacterized. Gene Ontology annotation, cellular component: nucleus; cytoplasm. The transcript is spliced from 3 exons. The coding region runs from base 145 to 690 and encodes 181 amino acids. Gene Ontology annotation, biological process: negative regulation of double-strand break repair via nonhomologous end joining; double-strand break repair via nonhomologous end joining. Lineage: Eukaryota; Metazoa; Chordata; Actinopteri; Pleuronectiformes; Scophthalmidae. The record is from RefSeq and is a predicted model, not a curated record.